Messenger RNA from Culex quinquefasciatus (southern house mosquito), 1146 nucleotides. RefSeq lists its product as uncharacterized. NCBI's taxonomy places the organism in Eukaryota, Metazoa, Arthropoda, Insecta, Diptera, Culicidae. The transcript has 2 exons. Bases 136 to 957 code for a protein of 273 amino acids. The record is from RefSeq and is a predicted model, not a curated record.
CUUUUGUCACCACCGUCGUCGUCACCGUUGAGUUCCUGCUACCCUGAAGCGAAGAGUUGCGGUUUUGAUAGCACAGUUUCCCCGCGUCGUCCUCAGUCAGUGUUGAAGAAGUGGCUCAAGUUACACGCGCGCGCUAUGGUGGUGACGAUUCGUCGGAACGUGCGGUUUUUUCCACUCUUGGUGAUGGUGCUGGUGGCCGGAGUUGGUCGCCGGAGUGGGCCGGAUCCGGUGUCGGCGGAUCUACUGCAGAACCUCCACAGUGGCGUCCGGAUGGCUGGGAAACUGUUUGGAAUCGACACAAUCUCGGACGUGGCCGACUUGGUGGCGAAGGGGUUUUCCCGGCAAGGGUACUUCAUGAAGCCGGAAGCCAACAACUCGAUGCAGCAACAGGCAGCCUCGAUGCUGGUCAUGGUGUGGAAGCUGCUCGGGCUGGACGGAAGCAAGCUGGGAGCACUGGUCAUGAAUGCGUUGAUUUUUGUGGCGCACGUGAUCGCCACCAAUCUGGGAACCCUGGACAAACCAUCGCCAGAGCUACCAAACCGAGAUCCCUCAAAACCCCUGGAAGAAGCACCCGCUGGUAGCAGCAUUCUCCAGUCCGAAUCCCCACUUCUCUGGCUGCUGAACAACCCACCCAAACAAUUCCGCACCUUGAUGGAAUCGGUCCGGGACGGCAACCUGACCGACUACCUCGAGGCGGACCUCGGCAAUCUGGACGAAACCGUCCCAGAGGACACCGACUGUAUCCGGCUGCUGGUGUGCAAAAUUAAACCCUUCAUUUGGAAGAUGCAAUCCGUAGUUCGGGACCGGUUGCUGAACAAGGACGGAGUGUACGAACCGCCGGAGUUGGAGAACCUCACUGGCAUCGUGUUCAAAGUUGUGCCCUCGCUGGAGGAAUUUCGAACCAACGGGGAACGCUGUGAGUCACAGUUUCGGCACUGUGACCGCCGGUUGCGAUGAGCAAAAAGUAGGCGGAAGCAUUGUGUAUUGUGUGAGGUAACCUCUGUUGGUAAAUUUUGGUUUUUAUCGCGAGUUAAAUUAGGGAAAACAAGGUUGUGAGCGCAGUGAACUUUUGACGAACUUAUUAUUGUUGGACUUCAAUGGCUUUGUAUUUAACUUUAUGUUAUCUAAGUAAUAAAUUGACUGAAA